AAGAUGGGAAGUAUUAUCUUCAUUGUUCGGCAUGCCGAAUCGAAGCACAACGUUGACAAAGAUUUCAAUCAAUUUGACCCUGGGUUGACGGCUUUCGGAGUGCAACAGGCUGAGCAGCUUGGUCGAACUUUUCCUGACCCUAAAAGCAUCAGUGUUAUCUUGACCUCGCCACUACAACGCGCUAUCCAGACCUCAUUGUUAGCCUUUCCAAAUAUUCUCGACAAACGUUAUUUCGAUUCUCAAUCUGGUCAAGGGACGGAUGGGGGCGCAGAAUUGUUGAUUGAUGCAGAUGCCCAAGAGCGAAGCGAUCUCCCUUGUGAUACAGGGCUAGAUCGAGCUUCCCUAGGGAAGAUGUUUCCUCAUUUGGAUUUCUGCCAGUUUACCUGAGAAUUGGCCACUCAAGGAUGGACCCUAUGCUCCAGAUGACGAGGCUCUGCGAGCCCGAGCGAGCAGGCUUCGGCAUCGCCUAAGGGAACUUGUCACAUGCCUCGACGAUUCUAAGAAAACCAUAGUGGUGGUCACGCACGGUGUUUUCAUGAAGUUCUUGACUCAGGAUGAAACUAUCGAUCUUCCAAAGGCUGGUUGGAGCACAUACUAUGUACAUCAGGACACCGAGGGGGCCUCUGUUCUCGUUCCUGUCGAGUGA
Messenger RNA from Cladophialophora psammophila CBS 110553, 646 nucleotides. RefSeq lists its product as uncharacterized. NCBI's taxonomy places the organism in Eukaryota, Fungi, Ascomycota, Eurotiomycetes, Chaetothyriales, Herpotrichiellaceae. Gene Ontology annotation, cellular component: cytoplasm. Gene Ontology annotation, molecular function: phosphatase activity. The transcript has a single exon. The coding region runs from base 4 to 387 and encodes 127 amino acids. The record is from RefSeq and is a predicted model, not a curated record.